CAUCGAUCAUCAGGGUAGCAGAGCACAAGAGAGAUCAAAGAAAAAAAAAAGUAGCAGCAGCAAAGCCAGCAGCCAGAGAGACCCUCCAGAGUUCCAGCACCAGCAGCUACAGUGAUCCCAUCCCACGUCCCAGGAUCUGCAGCAGCGUCAUGGGUCGUUGGUUGAAGCCAGAUGUGUACCCGCUGAUCGCGGCCAUGUCGUUCGUUACGGGGAUGUGCGUGUUCCAGCUGACCCGGAACGUGCUGAUGAACCCGGACGUGCGGGUGAGCAAGAGCCACCGCCAGAGCGCCGUGCUGGACAACGCCGACGAGGGCCAGCGCUACAGCCAGCACGCCUUCCGCCGCUUCCUCAGCACGCAGCGCCCGGAGGUCUUCCCCGCCCUCAACCGCUUCUUCUCCAACUCCGACUCCGCCGCCGACAAGUGAACUGAUCGAUUCAUCUCGUGUAUAUCAAUCGUCUCGUCGAUCUCUUACGCCGCCGGACGGCGCUUGCGCGUGUGAAUAUAUAUGGAAUUAUGGAUGCACGGUGUGCGUGUCUGUAAAUCUAUGAUCAUGCCAUGGUGUGUGUGCCGAUUGAAUAAAAAUCGAGUCUGUUAGUUCGUGGUGUACGCA
Sorghum bicolor (sorghum) is the source of this 611-nucleotide messenger RNA. RefSeq lists its product as uncharacterized. The record is from RefSeq and is a predicted model, not a curated record. The transcript is spliced from 2 exons. NCBI's taxonomy places the organism in Eukaryota, Viridiplantae, Streptophyta, Magnoliopsida, Poales, Poaceae. Bases 150 to 425 code for a protein of 91 amino acids.